This is a messenger RNA of Nomascus leucogenys (northern white-cheeked gibbon), 11774 nucleotides long. It is a transcript of the gene ZNF112, whose product is annotated as zinc finger protein 112. Gene Ontology annotation, molecular function: RNA polymerase II cis-regulatory region sequence-specific DNA binding; DNA-binding transcription factor activity, RNA polymerase II-specific. NCBI's taxonomy places the organism in Eukaryota, Metazoa, Chordata, Mammalia, Primates, Hylobatidae. The record is from RefSeq and is a predicted model, not a curated record. Gene Ontology annotation, biological process: regulation of transcription by RNA polymerase II.
ACUGACAGAAUUAAAAGAAAAAAUAGAGAAACCCACAGUUCCGUGUAGAAAUCUCAACACUCUUUUACCAGUAAUCAGUAGAACAAGAAGACUGAAAACCAGUAAGGAUUCAAAAGACCUGAAUAAUACUAUUAACAUCUUGACCUCAUUGACAUUUGUAGAGCACUCUAUCAACAACAGAAUGCACACCGUUUUCAUGUGCUUCAGGUUUGGUUGUUUCUGUUGACCUGUCUUGGAGCUCGCCGAUGCUUCUGCUGCUUAUUUCUGAUCUGCCUUUCCCACUUGGCUACAGAUUUCUGUGCAGUGGGAACUAUGUCAAAUUCUCCAUUUGCUUAUUACCAAACAUAGGGAUUGGCAGAGAGGAAUUAUUUGGUACCUAUCUGUGGUUGGUGCAGCUUUCCAGCAGGCAGCAGGAAAUAGGGACCUUCAACUCAGUAAUAGUAUAUUCAAAUUUUCUGAAAAUAGAUGUGGGAGAAUAAAAGAUGUGAAUAUUCCCUGUCCCUUAUCUCUGACCAGUUUUGGGGGGAUGCUGAAGCCAAUAGAUUUUUCAGAAUGUUGAAAGGGUGAUGUACACCUAUUGUUAAUUACUGACCUAAAAUAAACAUACUUCGAAACAAACCAGAGCUAAUGAGCAGCUUCUAGAUUUAUUUCAUAGUGAUAAUAAUGAGGAUGGUAGUAACAAUGGCUAACAUUGAUCAGAUUUUAUUAUCACUCACACUGACUUUCUAAUAUUGUGAUGCAUUGAACUCAUAUAACAACCCAACUUUUAUCUCCAUUUUACAGAUGAAGAACAGAGGCAUUGAGAGGUUAAUUAAUAUGUGUCAGUUUAUGCUGCCAGUGUGGUAGAGUCAGGAUUGAAGCUUGGCAGCUUGAUUCUUGUAGCUUGAUUCUUGGCCAAAGCAUUCUGCUUUCAUUAGGCUGGCCAAAUGAGUUUUAGGAGCUAAUAAGGCUUCAGCAAAACCUUCUUAAAGGUAUCAUAGUGCGGGGCACCUACAAGCUCAGUGUUAAAAGCUAAGAGGAUCUGUGAUGGGAGUGGACAAAUUGCCUGUGGCUUGUUUUUGUAUGUCUCCUCUUCAGGUAAGAAUGAUUUUUACAUUUGAAGGGUUGUGAAAAGAAAGAACAAUAUUGGACAGAGACAGCACGUGACCCACAAAGCCUGAAAUAUUCACUAUCUGUCCUUUUUAUGAAAGCUUUCUAACCCCUGCUCUAAGUGAAAAGAGAAAGGAGUGCAGGAGGGAUGGCACAUGCAAGGGCCUGGAGACUUUUUUAUGAGAUCAAGUAAUUUACACGGCUGGAGAUCAAAGGGGAGAGAAGAUUUGCAGAGAAAAUGAGCAGACAGACAUGAAAGAUUCCUGUGUGGCUUGCUAAGAAUCUAGACUUUAUCCCAAAGGCAGCUGUGCACACGUUUUAACCAAGAAAGGAACAUAAUCAGGCUUUAAUUCUAUCAAACAUGAAGAAGCAACAAUAGUCUAUAGGACGACCACUGUGUGAUUUCAUAUUUAACAAGGAUUCCCUUUUCUUUUUAAUUCUCAAAGUCCCUUGGCUGAUUAGUGACCCCCUGCUUGAUAAAGGUGAUCAGAGAGGUCUAAACUGGAAGGCUGUCUUCACACGGAGUGCGUAACUGCAGACAUCCACAGCGCAUGUUACUGCUCCUUCCUCUUAGUGACGGCUCCAAGAGCAUCUUUUAAAAGAGAGAAAUGGGGAUCUGGGAAUCAAGAGGCCUGGCUCCCAGGACCUUCUCUGUUCCUGGCUUGAGUGUUCUCUGACAAUUUUCUUGAGAGGCCAAAUGGCCUAGUGGUUAAUUGCAUGGGCUUAUCCUGCAAACUGCCUCUAUGUAUGUCCUGGUCUGUGGUUUGCAAUCCUCUCUGCACACUGUAGUCAUCUGGGGGAUUUCAUAAAAACUCUUCUUCCACAGAUCCUCAUUCAUAGAUCCUGGACUUGGGUCUGGGCAUUGGUAUUCUUUUUUAAAGCUCCCCAUUGAUACCGGUGAGCUGGCAGCUUAAGAGCCACUGUCCUAGUAAUUGAGAACACAGACACUGGGCUAAUAGUCCUGGCUGUUCUGUUAGAUAAAAUGACAAAGCAGCUUAAAAUAUUGAUGCCUCAAUAUUCUCAACAGUAAAAGGAGUUACAAAUUGUCCCAACUUCUUGGGUGGUUGUGGGAUUAAGUGAGGGAGUUCCUUUAAAGCAUAUGAGUUGGUCUUCUCACCACAUUUUCUGCCUCCUCUCUUGCCCUAGAUACCCUCUAACUCUCAUUCUGUUUCAAUAGUCUGAUGACUCCUUUCUCUUUGAGUGGCAAAUAUAGGUCAGUCAUCUUCCAACACUAAGAUCAGCCCUCAUUUCCUCCAUCCUCAUCCAUCCUCCGUCAUCAUGUAUGGGUUUGAGGGCCCUUCCAUGCUCUCUCAAAGGACUCCGUGCACCCUCUAUCCUGGCAUCUCUCUGGGCACUGUAUCCCUUUUAGAAAGCAAUCCAUAAAUAUUGGAUAAGUGAAAGAAAACUCAGCUGUUUUACUGCUGAUUACGCAGCCAAGUUCAUACUUGUCCUUGGUAGUUGUGCUUACAUCCUGUGGAUUCUACAGCGGAGGCCAGGUGGAGGAGGAGGGAGCUGGAGUGCUCCCUCCACUACUGAAGUAGUGCACCUCUCUUUGAGGUGGUGCUAGAGGGCUCUGCCUUACCCACAGUUAAUGUUCAGUUUAUGUUUUUCAGUUCUUUCUCUUCCACAGAUAGCCUUAAAGUUGCCUGAGAACAGUAAGUAAAGUAACAAACCUUGAGGAAGAACCAUGAAAUUAAACUCCUGGUGUCCAGUCCUCCCCAGGGUCAAGCACUGAGCUGCUUUUCACAGAGGAGCACACGCAGCCCCACAAACAACCCUGCAGGCUAGGUGUUCUCAUCACCAAUGAGAUUUCGUCAUGUCUAGACAGAGGAUCACAGUUUUGUUUACCAUGAGAAAUGUAGUAGUCUCACAGGUUUCAUUAGUCUUUUGCUGUACCCUGUGGGAAGAGGGAUGUACCACUGAACUUCCCCUGAGCUCAGGAAGAAUAUUUACCAGCCACUGUAUUUUUCAUAAGGGUGGUCUCAAUGUAUAUAGUAUAUACUGUGGCAACAAACAAAAGUAAGAAGCCAGAGCUACAGACAUUCCGAAGUUAAGGGUGACUUUCCAGGGACAGAGCAGUAAUCUCUGCUGUCCAAAUGUCUUACAAAAUACAUUUGCCAGGGCAAUUUUGUGAUACAGAAUGCUAUCUGCAUCUCUAUAGUUGCAAGGAAAUAGAGACCCCUGGUGCGGUUAUGAUAGGUUUCUUCUAUGCACACAGAUAAUUCUAAUAACAUCAUAUAUUGUUGGCACUGUAUGGUCUGGAUUUUGCAAGAUGACAGAACUGAAACAUUAGAAAGGUUCAUGAAUGUAACCAUGGUUACUCAGCAAGUAUAUAGCAGCACCAGGUUUGAACAUAGACAUUUUGUCCCCAGAGUACACUUUUAACCAGUACGUGACAUGCCACUACCUCUCGUUUCCCACCUCUCCCAGGAUCAGAAUGAGCAUGCUGGGAGCUGUAAGGCAUGUGAGGUUACUGGGUACAGCUGUGCAGAUUGCUGCAUGCAUGAGGGCACCCUGCCAGGAGAGCCAAGUGGUAGCUGGAAUCCAACCCAUGCUACCUGCUCCUUAAGGCAGGUGUGUGGCCACAUCUGCUGGGGGAAGGGACACCUUUUUCUAAUUUGCACAAAGAUACAUUUCCCUUUUAAUCAUGGCUUCUUUCGUAUUACCCUAUUCUGCCUUCUCAGGUCUCUGCCUUUCUCUAGAAAAAGAAAGAGAAAAAUGACCAAAUUCCAGGAGAUGGUGACAUUCAAGGAUGUUGCUGUGGUCUUUACCGAAGAGGAGCUGGAGCUGCUAGACUCUGUCCAGAGGAAGCUGUACCGAGAUGUGAUGCUGGAGAACUUCAGGAACCUGCUCUUAGUAGCACGUCAGCCCUUCAAGCCAGACCUAAUAUCCCAGCUGGAGAGAGAAGAAAAGCUUUUGAUGGUGGAGACAGAAGCCCCAAGAGAUGGAUGUUCAGGAAGGAAGAAUCAACAAAAGAUGGAGAGUAUUCAGGAAGUAACAGUAAGCUACCUUUCCCCCAAAGAGCUUUCCUCCUGUCAGACCUGGCAACAAAGUGCAGGUGGGUUAAUCGGGUGUCAAAAUUUCCUGAAAGUUUUUCAAGGGAAGAAUUCUCAGUUGCAAGAACAAGGUAAUUCCCUCUGCCAGGUUUGGGCAGGAAUACCAGUUCAGAUUUCUGAAGACGAGAACUAUAUAUUGACUCAUAUAGGGAAUGGCUCCAAUUAUAUAAAAAGUCAAGAGUAUCCAUCUUGGAGGGCACAUCAUUCUUGGAGGAAAAUGUAUCUGAAAGAGUCACAUAAUUAUCAGUGUAGAUGUCAGCAAAUUUCCAUGAAAAAUAAUUUCUGUAAGUGUGACAGUGUCAGUUGGCUCUCACAUCACAAUGAUAAACUGGAAGUACACAGAAAAGAAAACUACAGCUGUCAUGACUGUGGAGAAGAUAUCAUGAAGGUAUCAUUACUUAAUCAGGAUUCAAUUCAAACAGAGGAGAAGCCCUAUCCAUGUACUGGGUAUAGAAAAGCCUUCAGUAAUGACUCCAGCUCUGAAGUUCAUCAGCAGUUCCGCUUGGAAGGGAAGCCCUAUACAUACAGUUCAUGUGGAAAGGGCUGUAGUUAUAGUUCACUUCUUCAUAUUCAUCAAAAUAUUGAGAGAGAAGAUGAUACUGAGAAUUCACAUCUGAAAUCCUAUCAGAGAGUGCAUACAGAGGAGAAACCAUGCAAAUGUGGUGAAUAUGGUGAGAACUUCAAUCACUGUUCCCCUCUUAACACUUAUGAACUUAUCCACACAGGUGAGAUGUCCUAUAGGCGCAACAUUUAUGAGAAAGCCUUCAGUCAUAGCUUAGACCUUAAUAGUAUUUUUAGGGUCCAUACUAGGGAUGAACCCCAUGAAUAUGAGGAAAAUGAGAAUGUCUUUAAUCAGAGUUCAUGUCUUCAAGUCCAUCAAAAAAUCCACACUGAAGAGAAACUAUACACAGAUAUAGAGUAUGGAAAGAGUUUCAUUUGUAGUCCAAAUCUUGACAUUCAGCAUAGGGUUCAUAUGGAGGAGAAUUCCUAUAAUUCUGAGGAGUGUGGUAAUGGCUUCAGUCUGGCCUCACAUUUUCAGGACCUUCAGAUAGUCCACACUAAGGAACAACCAUAUAAACGCUAUGUGUGUAGUAACAGCUUCAGCCAUAAUUUAUAUCUUCAAGGUCAUCCAAAAAUUCACAUUGGAGAGAAACCACAUAAGGAGUGUGGGAAUGGCUUCAACUGGAGCUCAAAACUUAAAGAUCAUCAGAGAGUCCACACUGGACAGAAACCAUACAAAUGCAAUAUAUGCGACAAAGGUUUCAAUCAUAGAUCAGUUCUGAAUGUUCAUCAGAGAGUCCACACAGGAGAGAAACCUUAUAAAUGUGAGGAAUGUGAUAAGGGAUUCAGUCGGAGUUCGUAUCUUCAAGCCCAUCAGAGAGUCCACACUGGAGAAAAACCUUAUAAAUGUGAGGAAUGUGGGAAGGGGUUCAGUCGAAAUUCAUACCUUCAAGGCCAUCAGAGAGUUCACACUGGAGAAAAACCAUACAAGUGUGAGGAGUGUGGGAAGGGCUUCAGUCGGAGUUCACACCUUCAAGGCCAUCAGAGAGUCCACACUGGAGAAAAACCAUUCAAAUGUGAGGAGUGUGGGAAGGGGUUCAGUUGGAGCUUUAAUCUUCAAAUUCAUCAGAGGGUUCACACAGGAGAAAAACCCUAUAAAUGUGAAGAAUGUGGUAAAGGCUUCAGUAAGGCCUCAACACUUUUGGCCCAUCAGAGGGUCCACACGGGAGAGAAGCCAUACCAAUGUGAUGAGUGUGGUAAGAGUUUCAGUCAGAGAUCAUACCUUCAAAGUCAUCAGAGUGUCCAUUCUGGAGAAAGACCAUAUAUAUGUGAGGUAUGUGGAAAGGGCUUCAGUCAGAGAGCGUAUCUUCAAGGUCAUCAGAGAGUCCACACUAGAGUGAAACCGUAUAAGUGUGAGAUGUGUGGGAAGGGCUUUAGUCAGAGUUCGCGCCUUGAAGCACAUCGGAGGGUUCACACAGGAGGGAAACCAUACAAAUGUGAGGUGUGUACAAAGGGUUUCAGUGAGAGUUCACGCCUUCAAGCACACCAAAGGGUUCAUGCGGAAGGGAGACCCUAUAAAUGUGAACAGUGUGGUAAGGGUUUCAGUGGGUAUUCAAGUCUUCAAGCCCAUCACAGAGUCCACACUGGGGAGAAACCAUACAAAUGUGAGGUAUGUGGAAAGGGCUUCAGUCAGAGAUCAAAUCUUCAGGCUCACCAGAGAGUCCACACAGGAGAGAAACCAUACAAAUGUGAUGCAUGUGGUAAGGGUUUCCGUUGGAGCUCAGGUCUUCUCAUUCAUCAAAGAGUCCAUAGUAGUGAUAAAUUCUAUAAAAGCGAAGACUAUGGUAAGGACUACCCUUCAUCAGAGAAUCUACACAGAAAUGAAGAUUCUGUUUUGUUUUGAAGUCCUCAAAUGGGAGCUGAUAUUUUCCAGUCACUAGAGUUCUUUCAGUAGAAUAAGAAUUUUUAAAAAUUAAAAUGUAAUGUUUCUGCCCAACUUCAACAUUCAUAAUGGCCAGGAGACCACACAACAGAGACAUUUAAUGAGAGGGGUUUCACGAGGGAUUUUGUUAGAACUUUAACAUCAGUCAUUGCACAGGAGCUAAGGCUUAUAAAAUAUGAGUAUGGUCAGGAAUUUAAUAAAAGUACAGUGAUGAGCAUGCCUAAAUCCAUGUUCUCUAGAAUGUAAGCUUGGUGAGAGAAGGGACUUUGUUCAUUGCUAGUCUACAAAACUAGGACAUUUCAUAACUCAAUGUAGGUGCUCAGUACUUUUUGCUAAAUAACUAAAAGUAUGUGAAGGUAAAAGGUUUGAAAUUUUUAAGUGCAUUUUUUAAAACUUAAAAUGUAUUUGGAGGAGAAAUUCUGCAAGUAAUCUUAAUAAAAUCAUUUCAAGUAAAUAUUUGAAAUAUAGGACAGUAAGCAUUAUGAUGAUCUGAAAUAACAUUAAUUUGGUUGUAACCCUAUUGGGGUUAGUUCCCAUCCUUUGUUCCAUCUUGAGCAGAGAUGUGCUGCAUUUCUUAACGUUUGGUCUCUAUACAUUAUACCAUCUGUUGAAGUUUAGCUUUGUGUGUGUGUAUAUGUACACAUGUGUGCACUUUAAAUAUCAGUACAAACUGAUAAACAAUGUUUCUGGUUAAUGUUGCAAAAAUGGAACACUGUAUUUUACAUAAUUGAUUUUCUACUCCUGCCCUGUGAGUUAAGGCAGUUUUACUGUAAUAUUUGCAAGUAUCCAAAAUGGUUACUGAUGACAAAUACUUUUUAAUAAAUGUCAAAAUCACAAUACUUGGGUUUUUUUUAUUCUCCAUAUUUCUCUAAAAGUCCAUUUGAUCUGACUGAUUUCUAAAUGUUGUAGCCUUUGUCCAAUCCACACCUCCUUAAGCAGGGUCAAGUUUGAAGGAUUUUAAUUUUGUCAAGUUUUCCAUUCCCAUACUUCUCCCAGUCACACACAAAAAAAAGGGGAAAAUCUUGAAUUUUUCUAAGCAUAUUUAUCAAUGUAUUGACUAGUAGGAUAGGGUUGCCAUUUAUUUGCUAGUGUCUGUCUUCAAGAAUGAUGCAUUUUGUUGGUAAAAGUGAAAAAUACAAGCUUGUCGUUCUAUAUAUAUCAAAAUACUUAUCAAGCCCCCCAUAUGUAUCGGAAUGUAAAAUGUGCUUACCGAUCUGGAAAUCAUAGAACAGUAAUUUAUAAUUAAGCACUUUUAGCAGUAAGGAAGGAUUUUACAAUGAUAGUAAUGUUUUGAGCUGGAAGUAAAUGUCCAUCAGUAUGAAUCGGGUAAGUUUCUAUAUGUUCUAUACUAUGGAUCUACAGAAAGUAUGAUUUAGCUCUAAAAUGACAAGAAUGGAUCAUGCAUGUUGUUUAGUAACAACCUAAACCAUAGGUUUUUACAAGACGUACAUUCAUAAUUGCCAGCUAAUUUAAGCCUGUGUACAUGUAUGUUCAAAUAUAUGCUUAUAGAUAGUGUGUGAAAGAUUACUCAUUAUUAUAUCUAUAGUAGUUUUCUCUGGAAAGCAAACUUUUUGGCUUAGUUUUUUUGUGCUUUAUUUAAAAAUAUUUAUAAUGGACAUUUACCAAGUAUACCAAAGCAGUGAACAGCUAUUGAUAUAUUAUCUCUUAUACUUAAGAACUCAUGAUAUGAUUGCUUGAUUUCACUGUAUGACAUUAUGACCAACAGUAAAGAAUAAACCCCCUGAAGUUAAUUUUUAAAAUUUCCUGGAUUUUUGAGAAUACAGAUAAAUUAGGUGUCCAGUAACUUUAUAUUUCUGUGAAAUUUCCUUAGGUCUCAAAAUCCAUGUUGCCUAGGAUGCCCUAGUGCAAUCCAGUUUUAUAAAUUGAUGCUCACUGCUUUUCCUUCAGAUUGCCCCUUGCUGGAUGAAUAUGGUGACCAAAGCACUGGCAUAACUUGGCUUUCAAGGUGCUGGUUCAAGUUGCACAGUAUCAUCAGAAAUCCAGGGCUUCUAAAGCAUAUCUUUGAUAUCAUCACUUAUAGGGGAGAGCUCAUGGUGGUUUUAUCAAUUGGAAUGCUUUUAGUUCUAAGUAACAGAAAAUUUAGAGUUGCCUAAACCAAAACUGUUUCUUAGUUCAUAUAAAUAAAAAGACACAGAUACGGUAAGACUAGGGUCUGGGUAAGGUAGGGGGAUUUUAUAUUACUUUCCUUUAAUUCUCUCACCUCUCUUUUCUUGUGAAUUCUUGUCUUCACGUUGUUCACAAUACAGCAGCAUCACCUGCUUUCUUAUUCACAGCUGAAGGAGGAGAUACUCUGUACCAUUUUAGUCCUGUGUGGUUCUGGCUCCCAAAAUGCAUAGAAUCUCUGACACUCCGAUUCCCACUAACAACUGAGACUAACCAAGACAACAAAGGACACCACUGGUCCAGUAGCCUAUUCCUAGUGAGAAGCAACAGCAGGCUACUGUGAGAAAAGGGAAGAACAUGGAGAAUCCUUCUGUGGCCCCAGUGCAAAGGGAUGGCCAAAAGCUGAGGACGGGGCAACAGGAACAUUGAGAAAACUUUAGCACUCCAGUUCCCACGCUAAGCACAAGGUAGCACUAGAGAAAUCUGUAGCCAGUGGUACAACUAAGAUAAAUAUUGCAACAACAAAACCCAAUUCCAGCUUAAUUCCUGACCAGAUUAAUUCAGCACUCCACCCUGACAUCCUAGCAGAACAUGUGUGCCCAGUUUUAGGCAAAAAAUAAUGUUUUCUUCAGUCUCUACUGUUUUGUAUAUGUUAUCUGGCAUUUUAUUUUAAAAAUACAAGAUCAAAAGUUGAGAACAAUCUUCUGCCAAUAGAUAGCAGACCAAUCAAUAAAACCACAUUUAUAAAUAACCAUAUUUUGGAACUGUUAGGGAAUUUUACAUAACUGAUUGUUGUGCUAAAGACUCCAGUGAAAAGGGCAGAUAAUAUGCAUCAGCAGAUAGGGAUUUCAGUAAAAUUUAAUAGUCAAAUGGGAAAUGCUAGGAAAAGAAAAUUUAUGCUACUGCUUUUACUUUUAUCAGAACACUUUUGAAGGACUUAUGAGUAGACUCAACACAGUUGAGAAAAGUGUCAGAACUUGAAUAUAGGUCAAUAGAAAUCAUGCGAACUAAAACACAAGAAGAAAAAGUGUGAAGAAAACAAUACAAAUAGGACGACAUUGUAGGAUCUAAUAUUUGCAUACUUGGAAACCCAGGGUCGGGGGAGAGAAUGGGAAGAAAAGAUAUUUAAAGAGAUAAUGGCUGAGAAUUUUCCAAAAAUAAUAAGACUUCACCCAGAUUCAAGAACCUCAGAAUACCAAAGCAGUAUUUUUUUAAAAAAGAACAAAACUAGAUGUAUUAUUGCCCAACAGCUAAAAAUGGAUGGACAGUGCAAAGAAAAUAUUAAUGGCAGACAAAGGAAAGGGACACAUUACAUAUAAGAUGCAGAGUGAGAAAAACAUCAGACUUAUCAUCACAAACCAUGCAAGCAAAAGACAAUGGAGUUACAUCUUUAACAUUUAGAAACAACGAUUUAAAAAAAAUGACCAAUCAAAAAAUCUAAGCCUGGUGGAAAAAAUCUUUCAGAAGUUAUGCAAAAUAAAGACAUUUUCAGAUGAACAGAAGCUGAUAGAAUUCACUUUUAGCAGACCUGCACUGUAAGAGAUAUUUAGCAUACCAGAAAUAGACUUGGAUCUACCAAAAGACAUAACUAUGAAAAUAGUUAUUUCAAUCAUUUUAAGUGUAAAAUAAUUUUUAUUUUUAUUACUCCAAAAUAUAAUUCAGUAAAGCAAAAUUAGGAAUGAGGUUUUAUGAAUUUAGAGGACAUAUAAAAGUAAGAUGUUUUGUAAGAACACUGCAAAACAGGGAAGACAGAAAUGAGAAAUAUACUAGCAGAAAUUAGAGGUAUAUGGUUGUACUCUAUACAUGAAUUGGCAUAAUAUGAUUUGAAGAUAGACUGUGAAAAAAUAUAGGAAUAUAUUUUAAGCCCCAGAGUAACCAUUUAAGAAUUUUUUAAAGUACAACUCAUAAGUCAGUAGUAGAGAUUAAAUUCUGGUUCCAAAAAUAGCAACGUAGAAGCAAGCUGGCUUCACUCUUUUCAAUAGAAAACUAAAGACAAAUAUACAGCACCAAGAUUAUCACCAGCAAUAUCCCAGAACUCAAACAGAAGGAGACAGUUCCUGAGGACACAAAUAAGUGAAAAAAACUGAGCAGAUGGUAAGAGAAGUGGACUUUCCUAUCCACAGUGCCCUUCCCCCUAAUCUGCCUGGCGCCAAGACUGUGGAAAAUUUUCCCGUCUCACAGUUUCUAUACUGGAAAAAGUUAAUCAAGGUGGACAACCAGCCUCCUCACCAUCUUGGGUUCCCUGGCAGGAGACUUGUCCCUGACUCAACCCACAGAAAGCAUCAGGAGUAACUGAAGAGAGAAAUAUCCCUGAGGACAGCCAGAGACAAAGGAGGGAGGUGGGAAUACUGUCCCCGUCAUGGAAACUCUACUCUGCAACUCAGCCAAAGGAGACAACAAUCAGAGUGGCUGUUCAGCAUCACUAUACUGUAGGUCCCCAAUCAUGAACCACUAGCCAGCUUUCUUACAACUAGGAUAUCCCCUGUGGGACCUACCCCUUUUGGGAUGGGUGGCACUAUGAUUAUUUAAUAGAACUGAGGCAAACCUGGAGUUAAUACGCCAUAUAGUACCAAAAAGGAGUCGGUAACCUAGCGGGAAAGAAGAAAAUCAACAGGUAAAAUAUAAAGAAUCUCUAGGGAGCCAUAUCCAAUGAAAAACAAAACCAGCCAGACAGAGAAGAGUGGAAUGUAUAAUCGUUUGAUGCAAAGACAGACACACAUCCAUAAGCAACAGCAGCCAACAGGGAGCCAUGGCGUCCCACAAAUGGACAAAGCAAGGAACUAGUGACUGAUCCUAACAGGAAGACGAUAUGUGAACUCUAUGACCAAGACUUCAAAAGAGCUGUUUUAAGGAAACUCAGUGAUCUCCAAGAUAACACAGAAAAGCAAUUCAGAAAUGUAUCAGAGAACCUGAACAGAGAAUAAAAUAAUUUUUUAAAAUCAAACAGAAAUCUUGGAACUAAGAAAUAUGUUUGCUGAACUGAAAUAUCCAUUAGAGGCUCUCAACAGCAGAAUGUAUCAAGCAGAAGAAAGAAUCAGUGAGCUCCAAGACAGGCUAUUUGU